Messenger RNA from Coregonus clupeaformis (lake whitefish), 471 nucleotides. RefSeq names its product 60S ribosomal protein L35a. Gene Ontology annotation, biological process: ribosomal large subunit biogenesis; cytoplasmic translation. The coding region runs from base 95 to 427 and encodes 110 amino acids. Lineage: Eukaryota; Metazoa; Chordata; Actinopteri; Salmoniformes; Salmonidae. Gene Ontology annotation, cellular component: ribosome; cytosolic large ribosomal subunit. The transcript has 5 exons. The record is from RefSeq and is a predicted model, not a curated record. Gene Ontology annotation, molecular function: structural constituent of ribosome.
CGAAUACGUACAUUUCCCAGCAUUCCAUUUCAAUGUCCUUUUCCGCCAUUUUUCUUACAGUGCAGGUUUUUCCGUGCCUGGGACCAGACUCAAUAUGCCAGGAAGACUGUGGAGCAAGGCUAUCUUCGCCGGGUACAAACGUGGCCUGAGGAACCAGCGGGAGCACACUGCCCUGCUCAAGGUGGAGGGAGUAUACACACGGGAUGAGGUCGACUUCUACCUGGGCAAGCGCUGCGCUUACGUCUACAAGGCUAAGAAGAACACAGUGACUCCUGGUGGCAAGCCCAACAAGACGCGGGUAAUCUGGGGCAAAGUCAUGCGCGCUCAUGGCAACAGUGGAAUGGUGCGGGCCAAGUUCAGCAGUAACCUCCCCGCAAAGGCCAUGGGACACAGAGUCAGAGUGAUGCUGUACCCGUCUCGUGUGUAAUGUGCUGUUUUUGUGUACAUACAAUAAACAAGUCAGGUCCACAA